CGUGCCAUUCCCGGUGCAAUCAAAGGAUGGCUUCGGCGCUGCUGUCCGCGCUGACGUUGGUCGUCGCCAUGGUGGUGGCUGGCGUCGUCCGGCCGUGCCGGGGCGAGUUCACGGUGGUGGUGCCGGACGCGGGGGCGCUGGUGGACGCGCCGCAGACGGGAUUCUCGGACCGGGCGCGCACCGACCCGGCGGAGCAGCGCGCCGUGCUGGAUAUCAUGGCGGCCACGGGCAACGGCUGGGCGUCCGGCAUCGCGGACGUGUGCCGCGGCCGGUGGCACGGCAUCGAGUGCGUGCCCGACCGCGGCGACGUCUACCACGUCGUCUCCCUCUCCUUCGGCGCGCUCUCCGACGACACCGCCUUCCCGGCCUGCGACGCCACCCGCGCCACGCUCUCCCCGGCCGUGCUCGCGCUCCCGCACCUCCGCUCCCUCUUCUUCUACCGCUGCUUCACCGCCAACCCGCAGCCCGUCCCGCCGUUCCUCGGCCGCCUCGGCCCCGCCUUCCGGUCACUCGUGCUGCGCCAGAACGGCCACGUCGGCCCCAUACCCGCCGAGAUCGGGAGCCUCUCCGGGCUGCGCGUGCUCGACCUCCACGGCAACCAUCUCUCCUCCGCCAUCCCGGCCACCGUCCAGUCCUUGGUCCGCCUCCAGCUGCUCGACCUCAGCUACAACCGGCUCGCCGGCCAGGUGCCAGACCUCAGGUUCCAGCGCCUCAGCAUCCUGGACCUCAGCCACAACGCCCUGCAGGGCCGCGUCCCGGCGAGCCUCGGGCAAUGCCGGUCCCUGCUGAAGGUCGACCUCAGCCAGAACCGCCUCGCCGGCACGAUCCCGGACGCUCUCGGCGACCUGCCCGACCUCAUACUGCUCGACCUCAGCCACAACGCGCUGUCCGGCCCGAUCCCGGCGGCGAUCGGCAGGCUGUCGACGCUGCGGUCGCUCAUCCUCGGCGACAACCGGAUGCAGUCCUCGACGGUCCCCUGCGACUUCUUCACGGGGCUCGGGGCGCUGACCACGCUGGUGCUCUCGGGCAUGGGGCUGGAAGGGUCGCUGCCGGAGUCCAUCGGGGGUCUGACCCAGCUCCGCGUGCUGCGCCUGGAGAGCAACGCGUUCACCGGCGUGAUACCGGCGAGCUUCCGGCGGCUGGAGAAGGCGAGCGAGCUCCGCGUGGACGGCAACCGGCUCGUGGGGCCGAUCCCGUUCGGCAAGCAGAUGAUGUGGCGGCUGGGCAAGAAGCUGCGCGUCGGCGGCAACGAGGGGCUCUGCUACGACGCCAAGCAGGAAGGGCUGGAGGGCGUCGUGGCGCUGGCCGGCGUGGCCGACUGCGGCAGCGUGAGGAGCCGCACCACGACUCAGCACCUGAGCUGGAAGAGUAGCGGCGGUACGACGGCGACGGCGACGGCGACGGCUAACGUGACGUCGUCAGCCGCAGAUUCAAAAUCGAUUUCUGGGCGGGGUGGUGGGCACUUUUUCUUGGUGGUUUUGGUGUGUUUGCAGCUUGCAUUGUUGUAGGUAGAAGAGCUGGGCUUCUGUGCCGGUUAACGUCAUUGGUGGUGCAGAGCUUUUUACACCGGGAAGAAUAAGGAAUUGUACAAAACGUUCUUGCUGAUUGCGGCUUUUGCCCGCUGUGGCCAGGUGAAAAUUGUUACAAUUA
Messenger RNA from Hordeum vulgare subsp. vulgare (domesticated barley), 1650 nucleotides. RefSeq names its product protein TOO MANY MOUTHS. The transcript has a single exon. NCBI's taxonomy places the organism in Eukaryota, Viridiplantae, Streptophyta, Magnoliopsida, Poales, Poaceae. The record is from RefSeq and is a predicted model, not a curated record. Gene Ontology annotation, molecular function: protein binding. The coding region runs from base 27 to 1508 and encodes 493 amino acids.